Mucor velutinosus is the source of this 942-nucleotide messenger RNA. Its product is annotated as Protein transport protein S9 plasma membrane t-SNARE. NCBI's taxonomy places the organism in Eukaryota, Fungi, Mucoromycota, Mucoromycetes, Mucorales, Mucoraceae. Bases 1 to 942 code for a protein of 313 amino acids. The record is from RefSeq and is a predicted model, not a curated record. The transcript has a single exon.
AUGUUCAAUGCUAUGGACAUCUGCAGCCUUCACAGAGACUGGGAUAGACGCCCAACAAUCACUACCAUCAUGAGUCUCCCCCUCCUUGCUGCCUUCAACCCCUUUGCUGUUACAACAGACCUGGAAUUCAUGACCAAAGAUUCGGUUAGGAGAAGUUGUAUCCGCGACUUCUUUGCAUAUGACCUUGCUCAGCAUAGCCUCCAGUUUCGACCUCGGUCAGAAUGCCCCACACCAACCACCUUGAACAAAGUUCGUCGUGCCCUAGCCAACCAUCAGAUCUCCUUCCAACGCUUUGUCAACCACAACAAUGCCGGUGAGAUGGAUUUCCUGCCUUUCGUUGAAUCCAUGAUCUACCAACAGCACCCAAUCUUCAAACUGCCGAAUAGAGAGCUCCGUUUCGUCAUGCUAGACAUGGCUAACCUCGAUGUCGGUAGACAUUACAGUAACCAACUCAGCAAACAGCAAUGGAAGGCAUUCUACAAGAACACGAUGCACUACUCAGCUCGCAACCUUUGGUACAGAAUGAUCCACAAACAAAGCUCAAAUCAACUGGCAAUGGCCCAACGCAAUCUUAAACAUGCCGCAUCAGACCGCUGUACCCUUUGCAAUGAAGUGGAAGACGCUCAACACCUGCUCAUCAGUUGCGUCCAUAAACUUGAUGUCUGGGACUCCUCCUUCAACGAGUUCCUUAGCUACCCCAAAACCGCCGAUCCACAACUUAUCUACAACUCAAUUAUGCACUUCAAACUGAAGCAUUAUUAUAUCUACAAUUAUGACUUACACAUUACCAUAUAUGACCUCUUUGCCACCAUUAUGCGUACUAUCUGGAGACACCAUUAUCAACAGUUUUACAACCUCAUCCCCUUUAAUGUCAUCCAAGUCUGUCGCCACAUCCGCACAGAACUGUUAAGAUUGUCAAAUCUUAGGCAACUCUCCCAUUAG